AUGACAGUAAAUCUACUCUGCUUCAUCAAGCUACAUCUAGAUGAACAAGACAUACAUUUUAAACUGAGACUUUAUUGUUGGAACUAUUUGACAACAUAUAAUGCCAAUUUAUCGUCUUUCACGUCUAUAUUAUAUCAUCUAAAUUGUCUUCUGCAUCAUUUAUCUUUUUACCCAUUUCUUCAACACCUUCCACUUCGUAGAUAUUAUCCCCAAAAUCUGUUACCUCAUCGAUUUCAUCAAUAUUGUCGAUACUAUCUGCAUUCUCAUCAUUUAUUUCAUCGAUAUUGUCGAUACUAUCUGCAUUCUCAUCAUUUAUUUCAUCAAUAUUGUCGAUACUAUCUGCAUUCUCAUCAUUUAUUUCAUCGAUAUUGUCGAUACUAUCUGCAUUCUCAUCAUUUAUUUCAUCGAUAUUGUCGAUACUAUCUGCAUUCUCAUCAUUUAUUUCAUCGAUAUUGUCGAUACUAUCUGCAUUCUCAUCAUUUAUUUCAUCAAUAUUGUCGAUACUAUUUGCAUUCUCAUCAUUUAUUUCAUCGAUAUUGUCGAUACUAUCUGCAUUCUCAUCAUUUAUUUCAUCGAUAUUGUCGAUACUAUCUGCAUUCUCAUCAUUUAUUUCAUCAAUAUUGUCGAUGCUAUCUACAUUCUCAUCAUUUAUUUCAUCGAUAUUGUCGGUACGAUCUGCAUUCUCAUCAUUUAUUUCAUCGAUAUUGUCGGUACGAUCUGCAUUCUCAUCAUUUAUUUCAUCGAUAUUGUCGGUACGAUCUGCAUUUUCAUCAUUUAUUUCAUCGAUAUUGUCGAUACUAUCUGCAUUCUCGUCAUGGAUUUCAUCGAUCUUGUCUACGUCAUUUUCAAAUAUUUCUCGCGGGGAAGAAUUAG
Molecule: messenger RNA, 873 nt
Organism: Lottia gigantea (owl limpet)
Lineage: Eukaryota; Metazoa; Mollusca; Gastropoda; Lottiidae
Exons: 1
Coding region: 1-873 (290 amino acids)
Source: RefSeq, a predicted model, not a curated record